Medioppia subpectinata is the source of this 524-nucleotide messenger RNA. The record is from the annotation of a GenBank genome assembly. Lineage: Eukaryota; Metazoa; Arthropoda; Arachnida; Sarcoptiformes; Oppiidae.
GUUUGAUACUUUUCUUAACUAUUGUUUGACAUAAAAAAUUAUUUUUACAUUUAUUAAUUUUCUUGACUAUUAUAUUAGAGAAUUAAUUAAUUAUGGCUAGUUUAAAAUGUACCAACAAUAUUAAUCACACAUUGAUCGUGAUGGUAGGCUUACUAUUUGUAUUGACCGCGAGUGUUACUGGUGAUGAUGAGCAUGGUAAUAAUUCAGCAUCAGGGCCAGGCGGACAACUAUUGCGACGGCUAUUACAGUACAACAAUCGGCCCCUCUAUAACAUGUGCUCCAAUAGGGAUAAGGAGCGUAUGUAUCAGUGCGACCAAUACGCGGCCGAUGACUGGGAUAUCAGCGAGGUGCCUCAGGAAUACACGGGUAGGCGUUAUUGUUGCUAUCAAUGGCAGUCCCUAAAGUGUCAGCUCAAAAUUGCCAAACGCUGUGAUAACACAUAUGCCUCAUGGCUUGAGUCGGACACCGAGACCCGGAUCAAGUCCCUGUGCUAUUACCAUGGUCGGUACAGUGCCUCCUGCGCC